AUGGCCGGUCCUCCUCCUCCACCUCCACCCCCUCCUCCUGCCGGUGGGUUUGGUGGUCCUCCUCCUCCUCCACCAAUGCCUAAUUUAGGCGGUGGUAAUUCAAUGCCUUCACCUCCUGCUGUUACUCCUGGAAGAGAUGCUCUUUUAGGUGAUAUCAGAAAAGGUAUGAAAUUAAAGAAAGCUACCACAAUUGAUAAAUCCAAGCCAAUCAUAGAUUCGAAGACCGCUGCUUCUGUGUCUACAGGUCCUCCACAGGGUGCUCCAGUGGGUGGGAUGGGAGCAUCUUCGCCACCUCCGAUGGGUGGUCCUCCUCAGUUAGGUGAUAUAUUUGCUGGUGGAAUGCCCAAAUUGAAGUCAACAAAAGAUAAUAGAUCGGGUAAGAUACCUUCUUCUGCUCCCUCCAUUCCAGGAAUGACUCAAUCCACACCAUCACUUCCUAGUGCUAGACCCCCCUCAAAAGUUGCUCAAGCAAUUCCUCCUGUUUCAUUACCCCCAACACCUCCAUCAGUACCACCAACUGCACCUCCAAUGCCUAAUUCAAGACCUAAUAAAGCUCCAUCAGCUCCUCCAUUACCUACUGGUGGGCCUCCUCCAAUACCUUCAAGUGCUCCGCCUGCUCCAAGUCUAGAAGUACCAAAAAUGCCACCAUCAAGACCAAAGAAAUCCGGACAUUUAAAGAACAGUUCAAUAUCAUCUUCCAAAUCAUUCGAGGAUCCUCCAACUGUCCCUUCAGGUCCCCCUCCUGUUCCAAGUUUCGGAGCUCCUCCCCCUCCUCCAUUACCCACAGGAGUACCACCAGCACCUUCCACACCUUCGGCUCCACCUCCACCUCCCCCAAUGCCUUCCUUUGCUCCUUCUGCAACUUCAACGCCAAUACCACCGCCACCUCCUCCACCUUCUCAUACUGAUACUCCUGCAAGCAGCUCCCCAAAUCCUAUGGCGGGUGGUUUACCCUUUUUAGCACAAAUUAACGCCAGAAGAAAUGAAACCUUUGUGGUAGACGAUUCGUCUGUGGCCUCAUCUGGUCCUUCUAGGAAUCAGACUCCUAUGGAAGCGCCAUUAUCAGACAGAGCUCCUCCAGCUCCCAAAUUACCAACAUCCUCAAUACCUCAAAUACCUAAUGGUUUUCCACCGGCUCCGAAAAGCAAUGCUUCAAUCCCAGCACCUCCAAAACUACCCACCAUGGCACCUCCUGUACCUUCAAUGCCUACUUCUAUUCCACCAGCACCCAAGGUACCUUCAAUCCCUAAGGUAACGGCACCUCCUAUUCCUGUAUUUGGUGCACCAAUGCCUUCACAACAAGAUGAUGAUAGUUCAGGUUCUGGAUUCGAAACUGACUCAGAAGAUGAGCAAAUUCAAACCCCAGUGCCUGUUAUACCUGUUGCUCCUCCUACUUUACCACCAACUCCUCCAUCAGUUCCAACUCCUCCUGGUCCACCUUCAAUGCCACAUUCAGUUCCUCCUCCACCUCCAUCAGUUCCAAAUUCAUUACCUCCAGCUCCAAGCACAUUACCCCCAACCCCUUCUGCCCCAACUCCAUCUGCAUCUGCUUUCGAGAGAAAACCAUAUAAAAAGGCAGCACCUCCACCUGCACCUCCAAGCAACACCUCCAAUCUUCAACAACAACAGCAGUCAGGUGAGUCGUUAAGAAAAAUAUCAGCACUGGCCUACACCAUCAAUACUUCAGGAAGAAAUGGAAACGGUGGAGCCAGUCACAUAAAAAUCGAAGAUUCUAGUAGAUUCAAAUUUUCCAACGCUAAAGCCAUACCUCAUCCUCGUAGGUUCGAUGCUGAUAGAGUUAAGCUUUAUCCUAGUGGUAGAGGCUCAUCAGUCCCCUUGGAUUUAUCUGCGUUUGAUUAA
This is a messenger RNA of Yamadazyma jaroonii, 1860 nucleotides long. The record is from the annotation of a GenBank genome assembly. Lineage: Eukaryota; Fungi; Ascomycota; Pichiomycetes; Serinales; Debaryomycetaceae.